UGACCAGACAAAACUUUUCUGCUUUAUCAACUACCAUCUUAACCAACGGAUUUAUCUGCUCUGGUCUGCCCUACCGCGGGAGACUAAUGGCCGUGGCAACGGCAGCUCUGGCGAAACUGCAAGCGGCGAGAGGGGCCCGAGAUGAAGUGUAUGUGGCGGCAGUGGCGCUGAGGGCCACGAGGGGCCCUGCCCAAAUGGCAAUGUCCGUGGCUUACUCCCUCAAUCUCUGGGGUUUGCAGCACUUCAUGGUUCUCAUCAGACCCUCAUCCUCAUCAGCGCCUCCUCCGCAGAUUUAUGUAUUCGAUUUUCAACCGACUGAACCCGAGAACAUAUAUGUCGCGCUAGCUGCGCUGUCUGGUAGAUCUAUAGCAGGUUCUGUUCUGAGGAGGAAAUUGAAGAGGCUACCAAAGGAGAGAUGCUGGCUGGUCGGAUCAUCUGGAGCAGAUGCCGUAGAAGCCUCACUGAAAUUCAACGAGAGCUGGAAAACUGAUCUUAGGAUCGGACACCAUGAUUGCCGAGAUUACACCAAUGCAUUAGUGGAGUACCUUACCGGAGAGAGAAACGUGCUAGAGCGCCUCAGAAGCAGCACCGUGAAAUAAUUGAUGAGCAAACAAAGUUUUGGAAACAAGCCGAUGAAAAGCAACACCGCAAUGUUGGAUCUUGUCAAGAACCAACACUGUGUUUGGGGGAGCGCGGCGAAUUCUUCCCGGGGAUCGAAUCACGGGAUGCGUGAAAGAUGUUUGGGACCAUGUUACUCGAUUAGUUUCUUAAUUAGUAACUUAUCUUUUUUGCUGUUCUGUCACCUUUAGGCUUUAUUUGUUUUAUGGUAGGUGCUUCAUGGCACAGAUUAGAUUACCAAAUAAUUUGGACUAUUUAAUGGGGGGUUUGUUCGGAUUGGGUUAGGUACAUUUCCAAAUCUAUUUAUUUAUUAUGCAUAAAAAAAAAUUGAAAGGAAAAUGAAAAAUCUGCCGAGCAAGCAUUUUGUAGA
Messenger RNA from Punica granatum (pomegranate), 988 nucleotides. The record is from RefSeq and is a predicted model, not a curated record. NCBI's taxonomy places the organism in Eukaryota, Viridiplantae, Streptophyta, Magnoliopsida, Myrtales, Lythraceae.